AUGCUGAGAGUGAAAGAGAUUGUCAAGCAUCCGAAACUUAGGAAGUUCUGGACGAGAUGGCGAAUUCUUAUGUGGAAAGCUGUACUUAUGCGAUUGCAUAGCCCAAUAACCACUGCGUUAGAGAUCAUUAUAGCUAUUAUCUUUUCCCUGCAAAUACGUUUAAUGUUCAAGCCGCACGGUUUUCAUCCACAAGAUUUAGAUGUACGUAGUCAAAAUGAUAUUCUGGCAAAAUUGCCAAAUAAUGUGGAAUGCUGGUAUGCACCAACAGAUGCAUUUGUAGAUGAAUUAAUGUCGAGAGUGGCGAAAAUGCUUCAUACAAAAACCGAUAGCGAGAUCAGUCUUGUGCGUUCACGUUACACGAAAAAUGAUACUUCCAAAGUAUUAUGGGCGAUAUUUGAACUUGAGAAACUUGCAUCUGGAAAGCCAAAAAUUUUAGAAUAUAAAAUACGUUCAUCGGAAAUAGGCGAGAAUCGGGUGAUCAUGAUGCAUGAGGAAAAACCCGCCCAUGAAGAUCCGUAUGUGUUAAGUGGUUUUAUGGCCCUACAAAUGGCGAUUGAGAAAUCUUUCGUAGAUAUAUGGACAGAUCCGACAUUACCAAAAAUCGCCGACAAUCUGUCAAUUGGCCGAUUUCCGUAUCACGAAGUGGAUUUUUUAGCUUCGCCGUUUAUCAUUCGACCUAACAUAAGAGUAAUUUAUUAUAUGAUGGUUGUUGCCUUCCUUUUGCCACCAGUAGCAACGUUAAAAAAGGCACUUCAUGACAAAGAAACUGGAUUUAGGGGUCUUAUGAGAUUGACAAAUAUGUCUUUCGCGAUGUUGUACAUUGGAUGGCUGAAUUAUCUCAUGAUCACCGUAUUACCUGUGACGAUCGUGUGUAUAAUUCUAUUAUAUCCUGUAUUUUUUACUACAAAUGUGUUGGUCAUCGCUAUUUUCAUCGUAAUGUAUAAUAUUUUGUCAGUACUUUUCAUGUUCACCAUCGGCACAUUUUUCAAUCAGCGUAAGUCACUUAAGCCUGCGAAAGCAUUACUCACGUCUAUUCCGUUAUGGCUCUUUUUGAUGCAUUUCACUGUUGUUCUGGAUCAAUCUCUGAUAAGGACAUCUGUCCUGACAAGGAUCAGUUCUUUGAUUCUGCCACAUAGUGGUUUAUUAUAUGGACUAAUAGCCCUCAUGACUUGUACAGAUUUUGGUAAGCAAAUUAAAUUAUGCAGAUUAUAUCAACAUGUUCUUUUUCAAAAGUCCAAAAUAGAACCACAAAAUUACAAUAAUUUUGUCUCGUACUUCUGGCCACGGUGGCUCUCUGAAUUUAUAACGUUACGAGACGCUCACGAUAUCAUCCACGCCAAAGAAAAGAUCUCUAUGAGUAUGGUUUUGUUCACGUGGAGCUUGCACAUUAUUUUUUGGUACCUGAUAGCUGUAUAUUUGGAUAAUAUAAAUCCGGGUAAAUUUGGUAGCGCAAAGCCUUGGUAUUAUUUGUGCAAGAAACCUACUCCUAAUAAUGAUGAAUUAAUGAUUCGAGGAUCCACUAAUUGGUCAGCAGUGGAAUACACACCAUCAUACAUGAAGCCAUCUAUUCGGGUAAGAUGUGUCAGUAAAGAAUUCGGCAGAAUCAACAAUCGCAUUACAGUUAUAGACAAUGUAACGAUUGACUUUUAUCAUCAAGAAUUUAGCGUCAUUCUCGGUCACAAUGGUGCCGGCAAAAGCUGUUUUUUAAAGAUGAUUAUAGGAAUGUACAAGCCGACUCAUGGUCAUAUUUACUUGAAAGGAAGAGAUUAUAACGAAGAUGAAAGUUCGAUAAAUCCAAUUGGUUAUUGUCCGCAAGAAAAUAUAUUGGUAAAUUAUUUGACGGCGAUACAGCAUCUCUAUAUAUUUGGCAUGAUAAAAGGAAUGACCUAUACAGAUGCUCAUAAAGAGUCACUAAAAUUGUUAAAGCAACUUGAUUUAGAAUUUGCGAAAGAUUUUAAAACAAAAUCCUGUUCUUUCGACAUACAGCGAAGAAUUUGUUUGGCGAUGGCACUUAUCGGCAAUACUAAGAUUUUGAUUCUUGAUGAACCUACAUAUGGAAUGGAUCUUCAGCAUAGAAGACAGAUAUGGGAUUUACUAUUGGACAUAAAAAGGAAGAAGACAAUAUUAAUGGCAACAAAUUCCAUGGAAGCUGCGGAUCUUCUCGCUGACAGGAUUGCUAUUAUCGCGAAUGGAAGGAUUGAAUGUUAUGGUUCGAAAAUGUAUCUAAAUCGUCGAUAUGGAAUCGGUUAUGUUUUGAGUUUAUUGGUACAAGAAGAUUGCAAUGUGGAAAAAGUUCAAACGGAAAUUCAACAGUUUUCUGCAGAUCCCAUUACUCUGCGAGGCACAAUGGGUUUGAUGAUAAGAUUUGACGUGCCAAAAAUCAGUCGAUUUUCAAAAUUGCUUCAAUAUCUAGAAUACAAUAAAGAAGAACUGAAAAUCAUGUCGGCUACACUUAGUACUGCAAGCAUUGAGGGUCAAUUUCUUAGAAUAGGUUUAGAAAGUCAGUUCAAAGAACGCUGUGUAAAAUUACCUAGCAACAAAUACGAGCUUAUUGUGCAACAAAGACGACGGCAUUUGUUACAAACAGCUCAACCAUGGAACCGAUUAACUGAUGAUGCUUUAUGGCGACAGCAAGUUUUUGCAAUGUUCUACAAGAAAUUAUUGCACAUUAUUUCAUCGUGGAAACUAUAUAUAUUUUUGAUGACUUCGGCGAUUGUUAUUCUUAUUCUAAUCACUAUAAUCAGCGAAUUAAGUAGUUUCACACUUUUCGACUCGAGUGAGAAAAUAAUGAACCUGACAAAUUAUAUAGACAACAAUCUUCACGUGCUAUAUUAUGCAGCCGAUGACAAACUUGCGGAAGACUUUCUUGAUAUUUUAUAUACUACCGGCCAAGCAUAUAGUGAAAGGCAUAAUUAUCAUAUCUCUAAGCAUAUCACAGCCUCGGAUAUUAUAGUUCACCCUGAUUUACAUUCGAUAGAGUUUAGGGAUCGUUACGUGAUGUCUGUCGAUAUACACGUAAAUGGACAUGUGCAACUUAUAUACUCAUCCACUGCGAUACACAGUGGACCAAUUGCAUUAAAUCUAUUGCAUAAUGCAUUAUUGCGUUACCAUUGCGGUUCAGAUGAUUGCUGGAUAAAAUUAACCAGUCGACCGUUAAUAAGACCAGAACAAUGGCAUUUAUAUUUACUGGCCCACCCAUACAGCGUACGGAAUUGGGAGAAUGCUGCUAUAAUAAUGACUUUAUUUCUUCUUUUACCUUCUAUUAAUAUGGGAAUAACAGAACGAAAUACACUUUCAAAAAUGUUACAAAUUAAUGCAGUCGGCAUGUCCACGCGGAUCUAUUGGAUCUCAAUGUAUAUCAUCGAUUUCUUAUUGUAUGCAUUUUCCAUAAUAUUUUUAGGAAUUAUAACUUUAACCGCUUAUCAACGCACACUGCACUUCUCAAACUUAGAAAUUGUUCAAGUAUUCAUGAUAUUCUUAUGUUACGGAGGAUGCGCUAUUCCAUUAGGCUAUUGCAUACAACUUUUAACAAAAAAACCGGAAAACGUGUAUUUAGUCGUGAUACUAAUCAACGUCAUAGUCGUGUUAUUAAUAAACAGCUCUAUCAUAUUUCCAUUGUUAUUGCAUACAUUUAGCAGUACUGGCAGAUACAUUUUUGAAGCUCUUGUACAUAUAUUUCCACCAUAUAUUCUAGCUUGUGCUUUAAGCAAUUAUAUUAUGCUGGUCUUAUAUAAUAGACACUGUAGCUACUUUAAUGCUUGUGAUACAGAAUUUUAUGUUGAAGAUCCUUGCUGUCAAAACUGCAAAAACACGCAUUGUUACAACCAACUGGACGUAAUGCUAAUUAAACAAUCCGGAUUUGAGUAUCAUCACUCAGUCAUAGAUGACAUACUUUUAAUGAUAUCGCAAAUGUUUGCCUUUUAUAUAUUGUUAGAGAUUUUUGAAGAAAAAAAUCGCAGAAAAUGGUACAGUUGCUCUACACUUUCUGCGAAGGACGAUGAUAUUAUAGAGCCAGAAAUUAUCGAAGAAAAGAAACAAACUGAAGAAUAUAUGAAACAUUAUAAUGAAACAAAGUCACUUCCACCACAAGUUGCUCUGGUUGUUCAAAAUUUAAGAAAAGAGUACUUUGGAAGACCGAUUUAUAAACAAGAAUGUUUUGGCUUGUUGGGAUUCAAUGAGGCAGGAAAAUCAACAAUAUACAAACUGCUGACAGGUGAAAUAAAAAUGUCGGCUGGAAAAGCGGUGUUAUAUGAAUACGAAUUUUCAAAAGAUCAAGAGAUGUUUACAGGUAUGAUAGGGUACUGUCCACAAACUAACGGACUAAGUGAUUUCAUGACUGGCAGACAAUAUUUGCAACUUCAUGCGGCACUUCGCGGUGUUCCAUACGAGUGUAUCAACGACGAAGUAAAUAAAUGGUUGGAUGUAUUAGAUAUGCUAGAUUUCGAGAAUCUAAAGAUCGCUCAUUGUCCGUGGGGAGUUCAAAGAAAACUUUGUAUACUGCAAAGCUUAGUCGGCGAUUUGCCAAUGGUAUUUAUGGACGAACCUUCCGCUGGAAUUGACAUAAUGACUAGACACGCUUUAUGUGAAAUCUUGCAUCAAAUACGGGAGAUGGGAAGAUCAGUAUUAAUCACUACGCACAGUAUGCGAGAAGCGGAAGCAAUGUGUCUGCGUGUUGGAAUCUUGGUUAAUGGCCAAUUUGUCACAAUUGGAUCUUAUGAGCAUCUGAGGAGAAAACACGAACAUAACUUUAUACUGAGUAUCAAAGUAAUACCAGGAUUCCAAUUUGCAAACUUUGAGAAGAUAAAAAAAAUUAUCGACGAGACUUUUCCAGCAAUAAAAUUCAAAGAUAGUUAUUUGGGUGUUCUUAAAUAUGAACUGGAAAGUGGUAUUUCGUACAGUCAAUUGUUUGAUAAGCUUGAAAAAUUAAGACAAAGAUAUGUGUGGAUAACAGACUUUUCUGUCUAUCAACCAUCCAUAGAUGAAGUAUUUCUAACUUUAGUGAAAAAGCAAAAGAGACAUUUAAAAAAAUUAACACUAUACGAAUUUCUACGUUCAUGUAUAACUAAAAAUCCUUAAGCAGAAUAAAACGUUUA
Linepithema humile (Argentine ant) is the source of this 5093-nucleotide messenger RNA. The record is from RefSeq and is a predicted model, not a curated record. Lineage: Eukaryota; Metazoa; Arthropoda; Insecta; Hymenoptera; Formicidae.